AUGAUGGGUGAUGACUUCAAAGUGCCGAUGUUGCCGAAUAGGAUGGCAGUGGUGAGCACAGAUAAAAAGAGCGAGCCACAGCGAACAUCGAAGCUUCAGGCUCCAAUCAUGCUGCUAACCGGUCAUGAAGAAGAAAUUUUUGCCGCUCGUUUCAGUACUGACGGAACUUGUCUUGCAACUGCGGGAUUCGACCAGAAGAUCUUUCUUUGGAAUGUUUAUGGAGAAUGUGAGAACUUCUCUUUGCUGCGUGGUCAUACCGGUGCUGUUAUGGAUGUCCAUUUCAAUACAGAUUCAAGCUUACUGGUAUCUGCUGCUACUGAUAAGACCGUUCGGGUAUGGGAUAUGGAAACUGGAGCAUGUCGGCGAAAAUUCAAAUCACAUGUUGACAUCGUAAAUGCUUGUCAUCCUUCACGACGCGGCCCCCAGCUGGUGUGUUCCGCUGGUGACGAUGGUUUGGUUAAAGUGCAUGAUGUUCGAAUGAAGGAUGCUGUGAAAACAUACGAAAACAGGUUCCAACAGCUAGCCGUUACAUUCAAUGAUACUUCUGACGAGAUCUUUGUGGGCAGUAUCGAUAGUGAUAUCUAUUGCUGGGAUAUGCGACGUGAUGACAUCUCUUAUGUAAUGCAAGGACACAAAGAUAUAAUUACUGGAUUAUCGCUUAGCCCAAAUGGCAACUAUCUCCUAUCUAAUAGCAUGGAUUGCUCUGCAAAAAUGUGGGAUGUGCGACCUUUUGCCCCUCAAGAACGGUGUUUGAAAUCAUUUUAUGGACAUCAGCAUAACUUUGAAAAGGUUAUUGUGAGAGUUUUAGACAUUUUUUUCUUGAUUCAAUGUGUUUUUACACAGAACUUGCUGAAAUGUGGAUGGUCUGGUGAUGGUAAGCGAAUUACGGCGGGAUCAAGCGAUCGGUUUGCUUAUGUAUGGGAUGUAGCCUCACGACAUAUUCUCUACAAGCUUCCCGGUCAUUUGGGUUCGGUCAACGCUACGGAUUUGCAUCCAAUGGAACCAAUACGUAAGUCAUAUCUUUGA
Messenger RNA from Strongylus vulgaris, 1026 nucleotides. Lineage: Eukaryota; Metazoa; Nematoda; Chromadorea; Rhabditida; Strongylidae. The record is from the annotation of a GenBank genome assembly.